AUGAAGCCUCUGCUUGGGACCCUUUACCUCUUGAGGAAGCUGGUCCCCGGGGGGCUGGGAUAUGCUAGAUCGCUAGCAUAACACAGGCAGGAGGUUGUGAACAAGACAAUUACUCCAUGGAGGAGCCUGGAGACCUAUCCCUAUAACAGAUACCACCCUAUGGGGGAGGUUUAUCAGUGGAUGAGCCAGAUAAGUGAGAAGUACGCAAAAAUAGUGACAAAGCAUUUCCUAGGGAUGACCUGUGAGAUGCAGCCCAUGUAUUAUUUGAAGAUCAGCCAACCGUCCAAUAACCCCAAGAAGAUCAUUUGGAUGGACUGUGGAAUUCACGCCAGGGAACGGAUUGCCCCUGCUUUUUGCCAGUGGUUUGUGAAAGAAAUUCUACAAAACUAUCAAGGCAACCCAAGGGUAAAGUUCCUUAAGAACCUGGACUUCUAUGUGCUUCCAGUUCUUAACAUAGAUAGUUAUAUCUACACUUGGACAAUUGUUCGGUUUUGGAGGAAAUCCCGUUCAUCCCAUAAUAAUGGCACAUGUUUUGGGACAGACCUCACAAGAGAUUUCAAUGCAUCCCGGUGUAGUAUUGGCGCACCUAAGCAUUGCCAAGGUUUAACCUGUGGGGCAGGACCAGCGUCUGAACCUGAGACUAGAGCUGUUUCCAGCCUAGUUGAGAGCAAGAAAAAGGACCUUCUGUGCUACCUGACCAUACACUCUUAUGUCAUCCUCAUCCCUUACGGCUACACCAAAAAUAAAGCAAGUAACCAUGACGGACUCAUCCAAGUUGGACAGAAGGCAGCAAGUGCACUGGAAACAAGGCAUGGAACCCAUUAUAAAGUUGGACAGACUCUAGAGAUGUUAUAUGCCUCAUCAGGGUCUUCAAGAGACUGGGCUCGGGACAUUGGGAUCCCCUUCUCAUACACAUUUGAGCUGAGGGACAGUGGCACAUAUGGAUGUGCUCUGCCAGAAUCUUGGAUUCAGGCCACCCGCAAGGAGGCCGUGGAGGCUGUGUUCUCCAUCCUGGAUGAUGUGCAAAAGAAAUACUUGAGCUCAAACAGUGCUGGAAAGGUGACAUCCACCGUGGUGGUGUUAAGCCAGCUAAUGUCCUUCCAUUCUCUUUUCUAA
This is a messenger RNA of Molossus molossus (Pallas's mastiff bat), 1116 nucleotides long. It is a transcript of the gene CPO, whose product is annotated as carboxypeptidase O. Gene Ontology annotation, molecular function: zinc ion binding; metallocarboxypeptidase activity. Gene Ontology annotation, biological process: proteolysis. Lineage: Eukaryota; Metazoa; Chordata; Mammalia; Chiroptera; Molossidae. The record is from RefSeq and is a predicted model, not a curated record.